Molecule: messenger RNA, 1729 nt
Organism: Lontra canadensis (Northern American river otter)
Lineage: Eukaryota; Metazoa; Chordata; Mammalia; Carnivora; Mustelidae
Product: histone H3.3A
Exons: 4
Coding region: 139-549 (136 amino acids)
Cellular component (GO): nucleosome
Molecular function (GO): protein heterodimerization activity; DNA binding; structural constituent of chromatin
Source: RefSeq, a predicted model, not a curated record
UUGGAGCACAGAGCGGUUUGGUCGUUUGUUGGAGGGUUUUCUUUUUCCUUGCUCGGCGACUGCGGCUCUUCACUGGGCAGCAGGAGCGGCGCGGCUGUCGAAGAAGCGGUCUAAGACUUCGGCAUUGGGUAAAAGAAAAUGGCCCGAACCAAGCAGACUGCCCGUAAAUCCACGGGUGGAAAAGCGCCCCGCAAACAGCUGGCCACUAAAGCCGCCCGGAAAAGCGCCCCUUCCACCGGUGGGGUGAAAAAACCUCAUCGCUACAGGCCCGGAACCGUAGCGCUUCGGGAGAUCCGUCGUUACCAGAAAUCCACCGAGCUUCUGAUCCGGAAGCUGCCUUUCCAGAGGUUGGUGAGGGAGAUCGCCCAGGAUUUCAAAACCGAUCUGAGGUUUCAGAGCGCCGCCAUUGGCGCCCUUCAGGAGGCCAGUGAAGCGUACCUGGUGGGUUUAUUUGAAGAUACUAAUCUGUGUGCCAUCCACGCUAAGAGAGUCACCAUCAUGCCCAAAGACAUCCAGUUGGCUCGCCGGAUACGGGGAGAGAGAGCUUAAGUGAAGGCAGUUUUUAUGGUGUUUUGUAGUAAAUUCUGUAAAAUACUUUGGUUUAAUUUGUGACUUUUUUUGUAAGAAAUUGUUUAUAAUAUGUUGCAUUUGUACUUAAGUCAUUCCAUCUUUCACUCAGGAUGAAUGCGAAAAGUGACUGUUCACAGACCUCAGUGAUGUGAGCACUGUUGCUCAGGAGUGACAAGUUGCUAAUAUGCAGAAGGGAUGGGUGAUACUUCUUGCUUCUCAUGAUGCAUGUUUCUGUAUGUUAAUGACUUGUUGGGUAGCUAUUAAGGUACUAGAAUUGAUAAAUGUGUACAGGGUCCUUUUGCAAUAAAACUGGUUAUGACUUGAUCCAAGUGUUUAACAAUUGGGGCUGUUAAGUCUGACCAUACAUCACUGUGAUAGAAUGUGGGCUUUUUCAAGGGUGAAGAUACAAGUCUUAACCACAGUGUAACUUACAGUUUCCUUAAAAAAAAAAAAGAAAAAAAGAAAAAAAAAGUAAACUUGGCAGCUAUAGAAUACACUAUGUGCAUUUAUAAUAGCUAUUUUAUAUAUUGUAGUGUCAACAUUUUUAAAUUAAAUGUUUUACAUUCACAUGUGGGGAGUCUUGUCAUUAAGGUGUGUGUAAUUUAAAGUCAAGUUGGUUUUCUCCUAACUAGACUGCACUUGUUUUCAUUGAUAGUAAAAUGCUUUGCAAAUUAUACCUUGCAUAAGUCCUCAUUCUACCACAUGUUAACUAACCCUCUAGCUGAUUAAUGCAAACACUAAUGGGGGGAUUUUAUUUAUAAGGGCUCUAGACUAUAAUACCGAGUUAUUCACACCAGCAUCAUCUGUUAAUAAUAAUCUAAACUAGUUAGUGCAGCUUUUCUUUGUGUUGUGGUUGGUCUCCUAACUAGGUCGAGUUUUUCUCUACCAAGAGGAAACAAUACCGAAGUUCUUUUCCUUGUGGAGUUUGUAUUAUAAUAAUCCUUAAGAGUAAACUUGCUGUGGGGGAGGGGCACACAACUCCAGCUUGAACCUCUGCCAGUUAAGAUGGUGUCCGGUUAGGUUACAUCUGAUCCAUGGUCCUGGGAAAAUCACUAUAGAGAUGGCCUUUGCAGGUGGUUUUUAAAAAUUAUCCUUCUAUUGAAGUCUUCAGGUCAAUUAUGUAUGUUGAGUAAAUUUACAAAUAAACUUGUUUAUUCAA